UGGAACGUCGUGUUUGAAGAAUCGUUCGUUUGGUGUCGUCGUGGUUGACAAGCGCAGUCACGUUUACGUAGUCCAUGCGAGAGGGAGUGCGGUCUUUCUUAUAUUAAAUAUAUUUUAUUGUGCUUAGCGCUUUUCACGAAACGUGAGGCGAGAUAUUAGAGGUUCGAAGAGUCUUGUGUAUCAUUUUGGCAUACGUCGUCGUUUCUAAUAGAGAAGACAUAAAUAAGUAAGGCGGGGAGCGAGAGGCGGCGGACGAGAGUUCGCUGUGGUCAAGAUGAAAGAGAUGGUAAUCCCACUGCUGUGCGCGAUCUUGGCUGUAACAACGGCCAAGGUAGUGAUUAAUAUAGAAGGUCAAGAUACGCCACAUUUGCUCGAUACAAAAGCAUGUACAUGGGGACCUUCAUAUUGGUGCCAGAACAUCACAACUGCAGCCAACUGCAAGGCCAUGAAGCAUUGCAUUCCAAAAGUAUGGGAAAAAAUGCAGGUACCCGAUGACAAUGACACCGUUUGUCAUAUAUGCAAAAAUAUGGUUUUGGAGGCACGCACGCAAUUAGAAAGCAAUCAAACACAAAGUGAUUUAAAAGCUGUGUUCGAGGGAAGCUGUGCCUUAAUUGUUUUUCAGCCAAUUGUCAAAAUAUGCGACAAUUUGGUGGAUGAAUUCAUUCCCGAGUUGGUUGAAACCUUGUCAUCGCAAAUGGAUCCCUCCAUAGUUUGUUCGGUUGCUGGACUUUGUAAUUCUGAAUAUAUUGAUAAGCUUUUGGAAGAAUACAAAAAUCAAGUAGAACAUAAGGAAUUGAAGACACCAAUUUCCUUGAAUAACGACGAGUAUAAUCCCAACGAAUGUUCGAAAUGUUACACAAUUAUGCAUCACAUGAAAUACAAAUUCAAGCAAACGUCACGCGAUCGGGUUUUAGAACAAUUUCUCAAUAUAUGUGGGGAAUUGAGCUCGUUCUCAGAUGCUUGUUCGUCUAUUGUUUUAACUUAUUUUGAAACAAUAUACUCGCAUCUUCAGAGUUACUUCAACGAGAAAAAUAUCUGUCAUCUUUCUGGUCAAUGCAGCGACAAAUUCCACGUUCACGAAGAUAACACUGACAAGAACGUGGAGGUUGAAAUUAGACCUUUGUCCACUGUUGGCAUGGUUGAAAUAAGCGACGAUUUGCCAUGUAAGCUGUGCAGACAACUUGUCAUCCAUUUAAGAGAUGUCUUGGUUGCUAAUACCACUGAGACGGAAUUUCAACAAGUAUUAUUAGGAUUUUGUAAGCAAACAAAAAGCUUUUCUACAGAAUGCCAAUCCAUAGUCGAGCAAUAUUAUCCAGAAAUUUAUAGUUAUCUUACAAAGAAUUUGAAUAGUAACAUCCUUUGUCAAAUGGGUGGAAUAUGUCCAGCUCCUGGAAAGAAAUCGGGACCCAUUUGGCCACUUGUUCCCAACGAUCACGCUAAAGAUGCUGAAAUCAUUUUCAAUGAAAAGAAUGCGGAGCCCAAAAUACUAGAAGCUAGCAAAAUGCAGUUACCAAUUGAACGACUCACACCAUUUAGUAGUCUUUUAUUAAUCGAUAAUAAGUAUUGUUCUAGUUGUGAAUUUGUAAUAAAUUUUAUCAAAACAAAUGUCAAAGACUUAACGAAUAGGGACGAAGUAAAGGCUAUGCUCGAUGAAAUGAAGAGUACCCUUCCAGGCUUUGGUGAUGAAUCUAACGAAGAUAAUUUCUUAAAUAAGUAUGAAUUAGCUCUAGUCGAGCUCAUCUAUCAAGGAACAAAUAUUUCCGAGAUUUGUUCAUUAAUCGCUGUGUGCCCGACAAAUCAACAAAUGGAAGCUUGGAAAAAUAUUCCGUCAAAAUUUAUAGAAAAGUCGACGGUUGAAAAUAAACCAUCUUGUGCGUUAUGCUUAUUUGCCGUUUCGAAAUUGUACAGUCUCGUUGAAGAUGAUAAAACCGAGGUUAAAAUAGAAGCUGCCUUAGAUAAAUUGUGCCAUGAAUUGCCGAAGAAUUUAAAUAGAGAGUGUACUGAUUUAGUGCAAAUUUAUAGCAAGGAGCUUAUUGAAUUACUGAUAAAAGAUUUGAAACCCCGUGAAAUAUGUUCUUACAUAAAACUUUGUGACCAUUCGCAAAGCACCGAAAAUAAACAGAGAUUAUCGAUUGGACCAACGGAUAUUGCAGUUCCACAAAACAACCUGCAAGGGAAAGAAGCUUGUGCAUUAUGCGAAUACAUAUUGCACUAUAUCCAACAAGCUAUUACUAGUCCAGAAGCAGAAGAUGAAGUUAGGCAAGUGAUCGAUAAAAUUUGUCAAAAAUUACCAGAGACUAUUCAAAACAAUUGCAAUGAUUUUGUGAAUGCAUAUGGUAGCGCUUUGGUAGCAAUUCUUGCUGAAGAAAUAGAUCCAUCAAUGAUUUGUCCGAAAUUUGGUAUAUGCCAAUCUUCUGCAUUACUUAUAGCUCCGAGAAAGAUGUACAAAGGAAAGCUUAGUGAAAUUAUAUUUGCGGAUAAGCCUAACUGUCCUAUCUGCCUCUUUGGAGUUACACAAUUAUACAAUGUCAUAAAAAAUAAUAAAACCGAGACGUCCAUUGAAAACGCUUUAGACAAAUUAUGCAUUCAUCUUCCAAAAAGUUUAAUUGAACAGUGUGAAGGUUUCGUAAAGCUUUAUAGCAAACAAUUAAUUGAAAUGAUUAUCGCUGAUUUUACUCCCCAAGAGGUUUGCGUUUACUUACAAUUAUGCGAUGCAGAAAAGAACGUGGGAUUGACGAGCACUUCCUUUCCUUUAGACAAAGCGGGCGAAAUAAUGACAAAUGAGAUUCCAAACUAUCCUUUGCAUACAAAACAAACAGCGAUAAUGAAAAUUGAAUGCGAUCUUUGUGAAUUUAUGACGGAGCGUAUUAAGGAUAUGAUAAAUAGCCACAAAUCAAAAGAAAAAAUUGGAAACAUGUUUAACGUAGUUUGCAAUAAUCUUCCAACGCACAUAUUACAAAAGUGUAAUCAUUUUAUUGAAAAGUAUGCCGAUAUUGUUCUUGAACUUGUCGCGAAAAAAAUUAGUACAAAACGAAUUUGUACAAGUAUCAAUCUUUGCGUACCAGAUACUACAACACUGAGAGAGUCUGUUGCAGAAUGUGCUUUUUGUCAGGAAGUAAUAUCGAAUGUUGAGAUUCUUAUAGAUGAUCGUAAAACAAAUGGAAAUACGGAGGAAAUUAUUGUUAAUGUUUGCAAGCAUGUAACUACAAGUGACAAGGAGAAAUGUAUCAGGCUAAUAGAAAAAAAUAAAAAGAGUAUUAUUCGGAUUAUUAAGUCGCACGGUGACACAGCAAAAAUUUGCAGUAAGCUUUCCUAUUGUGCCUCUCACGAUUUUUUACUGAUGUUAAUUAAAAAUGGAAGAACUAGGCGACAGGCAGACGAUAAGAAUCUUGGUACGAAACCAUGUACUUGGGGAAUUUCUUAUUGGUGUGUCGAUGACAAAACUGCCGAAGAAUGCAAGGCCACUGAAUUGUGUAAAAAGAAGGGUCGCCUUCCUGAAUCGACGUCGACAACAGUUAAAGCCACAUCGGACAACCGCGAAGUUGCAUCUGAAGCUGAACAAGCUGUAUCCGAAGAUGCACGAUCAUCAUCCUCUUAACAAGAUAAUCUGCAUAAAAAUUCUAUGCAG
Messenger RNA from Ceratosolen solmsi marchali, 3628 nucleotides. It is a transcript of the gene Sap-r, whose product is annotated as prosaposin. The transcript has 16 exons. The coding region runs from base 275 to 3598 and encodes 1107 amino acids. Gene Ontology annotation, biological process: sphingolipid metabolic process. Gene Ontology annotation, cellular component: lysosome. Lineage: Eukaryota; Metazoa; Arthropoda; Insecta; Hymenoptera; Agaonidae. The record is from RefSeq and is a predicted model, not a curated record.